This is a messenger RNA of Brassica napus (rape), 1203 nucleotides long. RefSeq names its product ninja-family protein AFP4-like. The record is from RefSeq and is a predicted model, not a curated record. The transcript has a single exon. Gene Ontology annotation, biological process: signal transduction; negative regulation of DNA-templated transcription. Gene Ontology annotation, cellular component: nucleus. Lineage: Eukaryota; Viridiplantae; Streptophyta; Magnoliopsida; Brassicales; Brassicaceae. Bases 207 to 1049 code for a protein of 280 amino acids.
AUGAUUUUCCUGACAAAUAUAAAAUACUGCAAAUUGUAGUACUAUAGUUCAUAAUAGUAGGCAUUUGGUACUUGUUUUAAGAAAGAUUGUUUCGUCUCGAAAUUGUAAACUGAAGUUAGAAAACAAAUUUGAAUUCGAAUGCUCUGACUUCAGUUUUCAGAUAUUCUCUAAGCAUUUACUGUAUUUUUAUUUUGAUAAUCACGGAGAUGUUAAGAGCAAGGGGAGGCACAAACGCCGUCGUUCAAGUCCCAAAUCUAUCAACUAACAAUCUUUUGCAGAAGUUUUUCAUCGCAAGCAACCUUUUUGGUCACAUGGACUCUGAGGAUCGGGAAGAAGCAAAGAAAAAAGAUGAAGAGGAUGAUAAAGAUAUUGAGCUAACGUUAGGUCUUUCUCUGAAUGGUCAGUUUGGCACGGAUCCGAGAUCGAGGAAAAGGAAGAACUCUGAACUGGGUCGAUCUUCUUCCAUACCUGAAGGUUUCAUCUUCGACGGACAAAGAUCCGGUGACGUUUACGGCGGAGAUAUGCGGCAGACAGUGGGGCGUGGAGUUUCGGACAUGUUCCAGCUGGAUCGGACACGUUCUCUGCCUGUCAAAACGAAGGCGGAGACUAAGAGGAAGCGAUCGGAGAAGACAAUGGAGCUUAUGGCAUUUAACGCUCCUCCUCCGACAAAGGAAAAUGAAGAGAAAGAUUGUUUUCUUGUCCCUGGUUCGGUCGACGGGAGGGGCAAAAAGGGAAAUACGACGAAUAAGGAGAGCCAGAAAGUUUCUGGAAUGGAGAAGGCGCGGUACGUUUUAGAAGACAUGCCGUGUGUGUGGACGAGGGAUGUCGGAGCGGACGGGGAACGAGUGGAAGGGUUUCUGUACUGGUAUGGAGGGAACACGGAGGAAGUGAAGAUAAUGUGUGUCUGCCACGGCAGCUUUCUUUAUCCGGCAGAGUUCGUUAGGCACGGCAGAGGCACCGUGUCUGACAUCAGCGACAACGGUGGUGGUGAUGUUAUUACUAACCCUCUUAGACAUAUCGUUGUUAAACUACCUUCUUCUUCCUUGUAGUUCAAGCUUCAUACACUAGGGAUUAUCAUUUUCAAUUUUCAACACAAAAUUAAUUGGUCAUGUAUCUAUUUUGAUUAUUUGUAUUCUAAAGUUUGUUUUGUUACUUCAACUGUAUUUAGCUAAACAAUAAAUAAAUAUUUAUUUAGAGAGUCAA